Molecule: messenger RNA, 2155 nt
Organism: Phytomonas sp. EM1
Lineage: Eukaryota; Euglenozoa; Kinetoplastea; Trypanosomatida; Trypanosomatidae
Source: the annotation of a GenBank genome assembly
AUGGCGUCGUCUGUGGCGAGCGAAGGGCCGAUGCCGCCGCCCCCGAAGGAGCCUUUGGAGUAUCCAAUUCGUUUCGUACGGCUCGAAGACCCCGAUGAUGAUACCGAGGCGUCCGGCAGCCCUCACGAGGACGUCGAGGACGACGGGAUCACCCUUUUUACCGCCCUUCGAUGGCUCCUGCCGGUGUACGAACUUGCCGGGUGGAUCACACGACCCUCCAAAGAUGACGACUCCGCAGCGGUCGAUCCCGGUGGAAUUCCCUUCCCGGAUGUGCGGGAGGCCCUCGCGUUGCUCCCUCGCUUUCGUGCUUUCUUCGACAUCCAACCCACCUUAAUUCCGCAACACACGGAGCUUUAUCACAUCGUGCAGGGCCUCACCCUUCCUACCCCACGCGGGCCCCGCACGAUCACCCGCGCGAAAGUCGAAGGCGAUCAUCGCGCUCAGUAUACGAACCCGCAUCAGGGCCUUUCCACGAUUACGAACUCCACCGCCUGCUUUUCCCUUCUCCCCGGGCAUAAUCACUUUCUCGUGCAUUACGAACCGCGCGCGCGGUUGGGGUGUUGCACCUACCUCCAACUCGACCAACUCCGCUUCGCCUGGGUCGCGGUGCGGGAGUUGAUCGCCGAGGGGAAGGUUUUCCACCGCCGCGAUGGCGGCCUCACCGGGUUCGCCCGACGCGACCUUCGCAAGAAUAACCCCCCCCCUUCCGGCGCCGUCGAAACCGCCGAGGCGGAUCGAAAAGGAAAGAAACCCCCGGGCGAAACCGCCGAAAUCGGCCGGGGCGGCGGCAACGCGCGGUUGCAUCAGGGAACGAGCGGGAACGUCGUCGUCGCCGCCCCGCGCGCGGCCGUGGAGGAGCGUCGGGCGAUGCAGCAAAAGCGGUUUGUGAAGGAGGACCUCCUCGCGGAGUGCGCGCGGCGGUGGCCGCACACGCCGCCGGCGAAAAGCUGUCGUCUCGUCGUCGACGAGCGCGGCGCCGCGGAGUUGACGGAGGCGGAGCGACGCGCCGCGGGGGUGGACGGGGGGAAUGGGGGGAAACGCGGCGGGCGACGGGUCUUUCGCGCCGCCGUGGAGUUGCCGUUGUUGAAUAAAAAAGGCGGCAUCGCGCGAUUUAGCGGGGAGCGGUGGUGGAUUAGUCGCGCGGAGGCGGAGAGCGCCGCGGCCGAGGUCGCCCUCAUGGCGCUCCACUCCAUGAAAACUCAUUCGGUGACGUAAAACUCACAUUAGGGGGGGGGGAGGAGAAACGGGAUGUAGGGGUGUGGUUUCACCUCCUCUAAUCACAAUAAAUAAUAAAAAUCACACGAUACGGUUUGUGUUCGUUGGGUUUCUGAAUGUCGUUCUACACGUUGCUCCGGGAACCCGCAUCCUUUUCCCACUUUUCUUCCUCUUCUAUAGAAUUACUAAAAGACUCCUAGUUUUUAGUCAUCGCAUGGAAGAGAACAUUUUCAAACACAUAAUGAUGAAUUUUAAACCAGCAGGAUCCCUCGAUUAGAUUUCUAAAAAAAAAACAAUGGAAAUCUAGGAGGUGGUUUCCCCCCUCAUCCUCGGUGAUACCAAGUCUUGUUGACACCCUUUUUCUUGGUAUCACUCCCAUUGCACCCAUUCUUUCUGGAGGGGGAUCCAUUGUCAUCUCUUAUGGGUUUGGUGGGAAUCGAUUAUCAUACUUCAAUUUAUUGAUUUUUGGAAAUGGGUGGGAUGAGCGUUUCUCUCUAAUUGAAUGUAGGUGUGCUCCACCGAAUCCUUUUCCUUUCCAUUAGCAACCGUAUGGAAAACAAAAGAAAAGGUAAUCGUUCUCGACUCCUUGCUUUCUAUUCUCCUUUGGCAUCACACACUCACUUCAUCCGCACUUAUUCUUCCGCUGAAAGCGAAAACACGACAAAUUUCAGGUGAAAUCCAUUUCGACGCAAUGAAACCUUUUACGAUGCUUUAUCCUCCAUGGUAUAUGCCGGCCACCUCUUGGUGGUGCGGCGGGCCACUGACAAUCGGCGAAGCUAAGCACCUGCAUGCCUUUUUACUUUUACAGAGGCAUAUAGGCAUGUUUAGUGGUACGAAUAUGGCACUCGACAGGGGUCUCCUCAGAGGCUGCCCAAGCGGAUAAAACACUCCGAUUGAGCACUGUUAACGUUUAUCUGGUCUCCAGAUAUACAGCUUCAAA